AUGGAAGACGACAGGGCACAAGCAGAUCUCGGCAUCGCUGCCGACAUUGAGGAGGCUCAGGCACCAGAGCCGGUGCAGAGACAACCAAGAAAGAGGUUCGUCGGCCGACGCAAAGCCGGCGAGGGCUCGCGCAAUGGAGGUGUACCAUCAGUCGAGGAUAGUGGGGCCAUUCAAGUCGCACAACCGCGGAGGGCACCAAGGCUACUGAACCAGGUGCCGCCAGAGAUCCUCAAUGAUCCGGCCCUCAACGAGGCCAUGAGCCUUCUGCCAUCAAACUACUCGUUCGAGAUACCCAAGACCGUCCAUCGCAUUCGGACGUCGGGGGCCAAAAAGGUCGCGCUGCAGAUGCCCGAAGGUCUUCUUCUUUUUGCGACCACUAUUUCAGACAUACUAACCGAGUUCUGCCCCGGGAUCGAGACGCUCAUCAUGGGCGACGUGACCUAUGGCGCCUGCUGCAUCGACGAUUACACGGCGCGGGCGCUCGGGUGCGACUUGCUGGUGCACUAUGCACACAGCUGCCUCAUCCCCGUCGACGUGACCAAGAUCAAGACGCUCUACGUCUUUGUCGACAUUAGCAUCGACACGACGCACCUGCUCGCCACGCUGGAGCGCAACUUUGCCGCGCCCAAGACCAUUGCCAUUGUGGGAACGAUCCAGUUCAACGCCACCAUUCACGGGACGCGGUCGGCGCUCGAGCGCGCGGGCUUUCGCGUCCUGGUCCCGCAGAUUGCGCCCCUGUCCAAGGGCGAGAUUCUCGGCUGCACGUCGCCACGGCUGCCCGACUCGGAAAACGUCGACCUCAUCCUCUACCUGGGCGACGGCCGCUUCCACCUCGAGAGCAUCAUGAUCCACAACCCGGCCAUCCCGGCCUACCGGUACGACCCGUACUCGCGCAAGCUGACGCGCGAGACGUACGGGCACGACGAGAUGCAAGGCCUUCGGCGCGCGGCCAUUUCCACGGCAAAGGGCGCCCGCAAGUGGGGGCUGAUCCUGGGCUCGCUGGGCCGCCAGGGCAACCCGCACACCAUGUCGCUCAUUGAGUCCAAGCUCACGGCCGCCGGCAUCCCCUGGGUCAACCUCCUGCUCAGCGAGAUUUUCCCUGGCAAGCUCGCCCUCAUGUCGGAUGUCGAGUGCUGGGUCCAGGUCGCCUGCCCUCGUCUCAGCAUUGAUUGGGGAUACGCUUUCCCCCGCCCCCUGCUGACGCCCUAUGAGGCUCUCAUUGCUCUCAAUGAGAGGGAGGAUUGGGCAAAGACUGGUGGUGUCUAUCCCAUGGAUUACUAUGCCCGCGAGGGUCUGGGCAGAACGAAGCCGUUAUCAAUAAGUAGCUGA
Molecule: messenger RNA, 1329 nt
Organism: Pestalotiopsis fici W106-1
Lineage: Eukaryota; Fungi; Ascomycota; Sordariomycetes; Amphisphaeriales; Sporocadaceae
Product: Diphthamide biosynthesis protein 1
Exons: 2
Coding region: 1-1329 (442 amino acids)
Biological process (GO): protein histidyl modification to diphthamide
Molecular function (GO): 2-(3-amino-3-carboxypropyl)histidine synthase activity
Source: RefSeq, a predicted model, not a curated record